AUCAUUAUCCGGUGACAGUUGACACACGGGAAAACAGAGAAUUUGAAAAGCUUGGUCCCGGCCCUUCGGUCCUUUGGGAGAACAGAGAAAGAUCUUUACGUAUAUCCAUCAGUAAAAUAUUGUUUUUCCAGAACCAGCAGUCUAGCUUUCGUUCUUCUUCCUUCUCUGCCAAUCAACAAACUUCUUCAAACGGCGGCAAAAAUGGUCUUUGAAUUUUCAGCGAACUGCAUACCAUCGUCUUCUUCAAUGACUCAGACUGUGUCGGUGGGAGGGGCUGAACAAAAGGAGGGCAGCAUAUCAUGCACCACUUUCAAUAUUCUGGCUCCCAUCUACAAGCGAGUUGAUCAACAGGAGCAGAAUCAAUGUCUGCGGGAAAGCGACUUCAGGGCGUUCUGGAUGGGCAGGAACAGGGCGAUUUUGGAUUGGUUGCUCUAUGAAUCGUCCUCCAAUAUUAUAUGUCUUCAGGAGUUCUGGGUUGGAAAUGAAGAAAUUGUGCGUAUGUACCAGGAGAGGCUCGGUGAUGCAGGCUAUGUUUCCUUCAAGCUUGCACGAACCAACAACCGUGGAGAUGGUUUGCUAACAGCCAUACAUAAGAACUACUUAAGUGUUCUUAAUUAUCGAGAGUUGCUUUUCAAUGACUUUGGAGACCGUGUUGCUCAGCUGUUCCAUGUUCAGUCAGUUAUCCCUUCUUUACAAAACCAAAAGGGUAACAUUCCACAAGAAAUCCUUAUUGUGAACACCCACUUGCUAUUUCCUCAUGAUUCAAGUCUCUCUCUAGUAAGAUUGCGUCAGGUUUACAGAAUACUGCAAUUUGUGGAAUCAUAUCAGAGAGAAAACAAGCUCAAAUCAGUUCCCAUCAUACUAUGUGGUGACUGGAAUGGAAGCAAGCGUGGGCAUGUUUACAAGUUCCUUAGGUCACAGGGAUACGCAUCAUCAUAUGAUACUGCCCAUAAUUAUACUGACAGUGAUGCAGAUGCUCACAAGUGGGUUAGCCAUCGCAAUCAUAGGGGGAACAUCUGUGGCGUUGAUUUCAUUUGGCUUUGUAAUCCUAACAAGUUUCUCAAACCAUUAAGAACGAGUUGGGCCGAAGCAGUUUUUGGCAUAAUAAAGUACCUGCUCCGGAAAACAUCAUUGGCUGAAGAUGAUGCAUUUGCCUUUCUCAAGGGUGAGAACCAUGGUGAUUUUAUUACAUAUUCUGCAUUCUGUGAAGCACUGCGCCAGGUGAAUUUAAUUGGUCUUCCCUUCGGGCUUAGUUUCCAAGAGACAAAGGAUCUGUGGGCCCAAGCAGACAGCAAUGGAGAUGGUAUUGUUGAUUAUGAAGAAUUCAAGAAUAUUUGGAAUCCGACAUGGUCAGAAGAACCAGAGGAGCAUCUUGAGACAAAUAUAAAAAACCCAAAACAGGGUACUGAUGAGAAAGCCUUCGGUUUCAAAGUGAAGAAUGCGGUUUUCUUCCCCCGAGAAGUGGAGCAAGGAAUGUGGCCUGAAAACUACUCUCUUUCUGAUCAUGCCUCACUCACUGUUGUCUUUUCACCUGCAUGUCUGCCUUGUUCCCGAGUCCAAUAAUCAUAAAUAGGCACACAUCUGUAGAGAGAAUACUAUCGAAACUAACAAUCAAAGAACAAUCAAAUCAUUGUAAAUAUUAUAUGUACAGCCCAUAGAAAUUCCUCUGUUGGCUGCUAACGUUCAAGACGAUGAAAUGCUUUGU
Messenger RNA from Juglans microcarpa x Juglans regia, 1705 nucleotides. RefSeq lists its product as uncharacterized. The transcript is spliced from 10 exons. NCBI's taxonomy places the organism in Eukaryota, Viridiplantae, Streptophyta, Magnoliopsida, Fagales, Juglandaceae. The record is from RefSeq and is a predicted model, not a curated record. Gene Ontology annotation, molecular function: 3'-5'-RNA exonuclease activity; calcium ion binding. Bases 202 to 1563 code for a protein of 453 amino acids.